UUGUGACGUAGAAUCUUUAAAAUCGAAAGCGCCAUUUUUCUUCUUCGUUUAGCUGUUCUCUUUCUUUGUCGUCUUUUUGAUAAAAAAUAAUUUUAUAUGCAAACAUGGAUGAGCUUGUAAAGACACAAUUGCAAAAUAACAAUUCAAAGUUCAAACUUUCCCUGGAUCGAAUCAUAGACAAGUAUUCAAAACUUCAGUACCAGGACGCGGGGACAGAGGUUGAUCUCGACGAUAUAAGCCCCACAAAGCUUGACAGCUACAUGACGUUAUCUAAAAAGAAGGUGAUCUCACUGCAACUGAAGAGCUCGACAGAUGUCAGAGAGGAGUCACUAAGAGCACAGGACCCCACAGGAGGCUCUCAGCUGGACUUGUCAUCUGAUACCAGCAUCCAGCUGUCUAUGGAAGAUGGUGGGAUGACUAGAAGUGAUGUGACUCAGCUGACUGUGAGCUCACUGGAUGAGAGUCAGAGAAACUUUUCCAAUGUGGACCUUCAACCUGAAGACCAAGAUGAGGAGCUGGAAAUGUCUCUUAGAAGUCAUGGCAGUUCCUGGGUGGAGCUCUAUCCAAGUAUGAUUAGUCGGAUAAAGAGGGCCUGGGAUCGGCAGCAUGUCUCUACAGCCGCUGAUUCUGUGCUGAGGAGGUACCGCAGAUGGCGUCAGCAAUCAAACAGAAGUAACCUCAACAACACCUUUGUCGUCCCACUUAGACACACAAACAGCAAACCAAAGAUGACCACAAAAGCAUUUCCAGAGAAAAGCUCCAGCAGGCCUAUGAAAGAGCAAUUCACGAGGACCAAAACAACGCCUAUGCAGACUGUGACCUGUCCUAGAGACUGGCACGAAAUGCACCAAUCUCCUGAUAGGGAGGAAAACCUUAUGAGCAGGCACCAGCAUAAGCCUGUCCUUGUAAUGGACUUCUCUGCUUCCUCUGUGUCCUUUAAACCAAAAGAGAUACCAUUAAACAAGACUUUCACUGUGUCUCAGCUGUCCCCUCGUAAACAAACCCAGCUGGAAGACCAGGCCUCUGCCUAUAGCGUCAGUCCUUCACGACCUUGUGCUAAAGCCUCUGAGGAAAGAUCAAGUCUUUCUCUAUUAGAGACAGCUGGGAGCUCCAUCCUUGCACCAGAAUUCACUGCUGCAAUACAGAGACCUGAUAUCUAUGGCUCCCCAGUUAGGCAGGAGGCGCCGAGCUUUAGGGACAGGAGUCCCCUAAAAGCAAGAGUGGUGACCAGCCUGGGAAGAUCACCUCAUUUGUUUUCCAGAAGCCCCAGUGAAUAUUCUGUGACUUCCAGAGAGCCUAUGAGGCCCAGAUCACUCACGGCCUCUCUGUUUUCCCCGACAAAAAGGCCUGUUUUGCCACUGAAGAUGCUUUACUCUCAAAACUCCCAGCAGUCCUUCCUGCCACACUCACCGCAGUCAGCCUCAGCAGCAGGGGGUCAUCGCAGGCUCGUACGACACCUCUCCAUUGAUUCCGUCCUGCCUUCAUCCCCUGGCUCGUGCUCACCAAAACAAGUUGAUGAGGAUUUCAUGAAACUUUACCACAAGUUUGUGUGUCAGAACAAGUCAACUUUCUUCAAUGGCCCUCCAUGCCGUCUCUGUGCUAGAAGCUCUGAGGCCAGCAGAGGUCACUCUUCAUCAGCUCUGGCUGCUCUUGCACUGUCACCACACCGGUCUGUCCUGAGGAAACGCCACAGGGACCUAGACUGGAGCAGCCAUCCACAGUCCAAACGCUUCAGGGAAGUGUAUUGCACAUACUCCCCAGGGUCCAAACGCCACAGCAGAGCGAUGCUAAGGCAAGGUCUCCCUUUGUCUGAACUGGAGCUGCCUCGUGGUUGUAGCUCCAGUAAGCACAACAUGUUUCAAAGGUUCAGCAACCAGCAGUAUCCAGCACAUGAGGAAUAUGUGGAGGCUGAAUCUGCAGCGGAUUUUUCUGGCAUGGGAAGUUCACUAGAGAGCAAAAUGACCUGUGGCUACUCUCCCAGAAAAUGGCGAUGAAGGGGAUCAUCAAGGAGAUGGGCCGAUGAAAUUUAAUGAAAUGUAUGACCAUCUAGUUCUGCGAUGGAAACCUGCUGAUAAUUAAUCUCUCUGAACUAUUUUUAAUUGAUUAUAAUUGUUCUUAUAUGUUCUAUCAUUUCUUGAAUAUAUGUUUGAUGUCCAUUUUUUCUGUCUAUUCAUUUUUGAAAUAAAAUUGUCAAUGGGAGAAUGUAG
This is a messenger RNA of Haplochromis burtoni (Burton's mouthbrooder), 2207 nucleotides long. RefSeq lists its product as uncharacterized. Lineage: Eukaryota; Metazoa; Chordata; Actinopteri; Cichliformes; Cichlidae. The record is from RefSeq and is a predicted model, not a curated record. The coding region runs from base 105 to 1994 and encodes 629 amino acids. The transcript is spliced from 9 exons.